CUACGUACGCGCCUGGGGAGUGCGCUACGCGAUACAUAGUUGGUGCCAGGAAUUGCUUUCCCCGUGGGAGAGCGACGUAAAUUUGUUACAUAUAUUAUUGUGUCCGAUUAUUCGUGAAGAAUAUAUCUCGACGUGAGAAUUUCCCGGGAUGUCCGUGCCGGAAAUCCCGUGGAACGAGCUGACGAGCCCGAUGAUAUCGGAGCUGGCUGAGUGCUCGCGAAUGAAAAACGAGGAAGGUAUAGUUUCCUGUCUCGUGCGAAUCAAACGAGAUUCCAAACGUUGUCAGGAGUUCAUCAAGCAGACCGACAAUCUUCUCGUUCUUGUGCAGUUUCUGCAAUCACGUAAUCAUGCUAUACUUAACACGUGUCUCAGCAUACUCGCGGACGCUUGCUUGCUCUCGGACGUCAGGGAUAAGAUAAAACACAGCAAGAUAGGACACAAUGUGACGGUCAUAAUAAAAAAUCCAAAACUAAAUUCGAAGAUAUACUGCCGGGCUUACAGGCUCAUCGGUAACUUGUCCAAAUGUAGUUGGCACGCCAAAGUUUUGUACACCGCUGGAGUGGUAAAAGCUCUUGAACAGUGUUUAGUUAAGAGCUCAAAGAUCAAUGUCGAGUGGUUUACUCAUCUCAUGGCUGUAAGAGCUGCAGGAAAUAUUUGGAGCGUUUGCACAGACAGCAGAGAAGAAAUAAUAAAGAAUGAGAUUGUCAGACUUGUUGCGUCUAUAUUUAUCUUAGCUGAAAAGGAGACCAACUACAAGCUCAUGGACGAGUGUUUGAAGGCGUUGUGUAAAUUUCUUGACACCUUCAACUAUCAAUGCGGCAAUCAGAUACAAGUGGAUUCCAAAAAUCAGGGCUACAAGAGUCUUAUACAUUAUUGCAAAACUAGCAACAAUAUAAUGGCCAUAAAGUGCCUUUUUAGUCUCUGUCAGAUAGACCAGUGCCGUUUGUACCUAGGCAUUGCUGGUGCGAUCGAACAGUUCAUUGAUAUGAUAAACUCCGAGCAUAUACACAAGGAGAUACUCUAUAGCUUGUGUUUGUUCUGUUUGGAAUCGGUGAAUCGAGACCGCAUAAAGAUCGGCGGUGGACUUCAAGCGAUGUUGGCGGUGCUCGAGAAAUCCAAAUACGAACAUUAUCAUCUUAUAUUGAUGCAAGCGAUCUUACAGUUCAAGUUUGAUGAAGACGCGCUCAGAAUUCUGACCAAAAAUGGUAUAUUAAAUAUUUUGGCCGCGAAACUGACCGAUAUGGCUGCCAUGGCCGCGGAAAAGACCAACAAAGUAUCCAAGAAACGUUCCAACGAUUGUUCGCUCGAGGAUAUGCGAACGUCCUUCAAAUACUAUCAGAAUAAGAUGGGAAGAUUCAGUAUGGAUUUUUUUGGACGAGAUGAUUGGAGCCCGAGAAGUGCCUCGUCUUCGUCACCACCUGGCACACCGUCCUCGUCGCUUUCUCCAGCUUCGUACAUGGAAAAUGAUGACCUGGAAGAUAACAUUUAUAGUCCGGUUUGUAGCGGAACUGAAAGUAACGAUAGCGACGAAGAUGAGGAAGCCUCUUCCUUGGGAAGUUGCAAGUCGCUAACGAUCAAAAGCUUAUCGGAUAAAUGUGAUUUCGAUCUCGGAACGCCCUCAAUGUCUUGCAAAGAUUGUACGUUGUUGUUGCUGAUCACAUUGAGUCGAUUUCGUAGCAUCGACGGACUAGCCCAUUCCGCCAUCAUUAUGCCGCUGCUAAAGUUUAUAAAAUAUACAAUUGUGAACGACGCUCAAAGGAAAGCCGUUAGAAUAUUGAAAAAUAUCACGGAAAAUCCGGAAUAUUUUGUCUCGUUGCUGAGGAAUGGUUUGAUUUUUGAGGUGCAAAAUCUGCCAGAUUCGGAAGAGUACACGGAGUUUAUUCUGAGGACAAUAACCGGUAGUGCCAUUGGUCACUUGGGAUUUUCGUUGCUGCGCGAACAUGAAGAUUACAAGCUGUUAACGGCGGUUUCGAUACCGCUUCUGAUCAAGGAUUAUCACAAUCUCAAUCUCUUGUUGGAAAAACACGGAGGAUUAAAACUUAUAUUUCGUUUGCUAAGAGAAUCGUUGCACAAGUUGCAUGAGCGAGCGAUCUGGUCGAUUUGUCAGCUUGCAAAAUCGCUCAAGAUUCAUCCAGUCGGUCAGUUAAUCGUCGAAGAGUCGUACGAUUACUCGAUACCGCCCAGCAAAACAGAUUACGCAAAGCCAACGGUGUCACCGACAGUUACGUUCGUGCUUGAUGAUGACUCGACCGUCGAGGCGUGCAGACAAACGCUGUGUCAACGCUCGGAGGUUUUCUCGGCCAUGUUGAACGGUAAUUUCAGCGAGUCGGGCAAGAGACGCGUGCAAUUGAAAGACACUUCGCGCGACGGCCUAAACACGCUUAUAUUGGCGGCGAGCGGCGCAACAUUCGAACAGGAGAGCAUUGAGUCGCUACUGGACGCCGUUCUGCUGGCCGACAAGUUUCUCAUGCUCGAUUUGACGAAACCGUUAAUCAAGAGCUGCAUAGCCAAGCUUAACUACGAGAGUUUUUGUCAGGCUUGGAAGUGGGCCAGAAAAAAUUCUUGCCACGAGUGGCGUUCUUAUUGCGUAAUGAGCUUUCUCACCGCGGAAAUGUCGUGGAGUCAGACAAUGCAAGCGUUUCGCGACUUUUACGCAACUGACGCUUUUGACGAUUUCCUGCACGAAGUUAGGAUGUUAAUCGUAGAAAAAUUAAAGAUUUAAUUACAUACCGAGCAAUUGUUGAAAA
Pseudomyrmex gracilis is the source of this 2747-nucleotide messenger RNA. It is a transcript of the gene Rnb, whose product is annotated as armadillo repeat-containing protein 5-like. The transcript is spliced from 6 exons. Lineage: Eukaryota; Metazoa; Arthropoda; Insecta; Hymenoptera; Formicidae. Gene Ontology annotation, molecular function: protein binding. Gene Ontology annotation, cellular component: cytosol. Bases 149 to 2722 code for a protein of 857 amino acids. The record is from RefSeq and is a predicted model, not a curated record. Gene Ontology annotation, biological process: anatomical structure morphogenesis.